Molecule: messenger RNA, 2125 nt
Organism: Gavialis gangeticus (Gharial)
Lineage: Eukaryota; Metazoa; Chordata; Crocodylia; Gavialidae
Gene: RSPO1
Product: R-spondin 1
Exons: 6
Coding region: 758-1540 (260 amino acids)
Source: RefSeq, a predicted model, not a curated record
UCCCUCAUGCUGGAGUGUGCACUGGAUGCCUUUACAAAGCGGGAUACUCUGGGAAUAAUAAUAAUAAAAAAAAGCCUCUGCUCCACGAAAGGGGAUGGAGUCUGCAGCCCGGAGCCCGGGAGUUACUAAUGUGCAGACAGCUCAGAUAUGAUCUCCUGCGUGGUGCUUUGCAUACGUCGGGAACAGUGUGGGCUGCUGGAGUGUGAACUCGCCCGGGCAAUCUUUACAAGCUGAAACCCUGCACACCCCAGAAGGGCCGGGUCCCCUCCGCACUGUUCAGGAAGGUCUUGGGACCUGCUCUUGCAGCCAGGCCUGCAGCCCCUGGCAUCUCCCCAAAGUGGCCGUGAGGGUUUUCCUUCUGACAGACGGGCACGUGGAAGAAGCAAGGCACUUGGGUGGCUGCGCCUGGAGUGGGCUAUUCACAGAGCCUCUCCAGCCGUCGGGGGGGACUGACAGCUCUGAGGUUCUCCGUGUGUGUUCAGAAACUCCCAGCACCUAGCGCGCCCCACACACGAGCCCCCUCAAUGGGCCUGGACCCAGCCUCCAGCACUCCUUAUGGGGUUGACGGCGAAGCCAUGUUAUCCGCAACCUAAGCUUUUGGGGGCUGAUGCUGCGGCUCGUGGAUAUGGUCCCGUACCCAGUUUCGCCUGCAGACUCACAGCUCUGAUCCCACCUGAGACGCACUAGCAGUCACCCACGCACGGGACUGACCCCCCAUCACCCUGCCUUCUAGGGGCUGUGGCGCUGGAGAGUUACUAUGCGGCUUGGACUGUUUGCGGUGGUGGUUUUUCUAAGCUCAAUGAAUCUAACAGGCAGCAGCAAAGCAGCAAAGGGCAAGAGGCAAAGGCGAAUCAGCACUGAGCUGAGCCAGGGCUGCGCAAAGGGCUGUGACCUGUGCUCGGAGUUCAAUGGGUGCCUGAAGUGCUCCCCGAAGCUCUUCAUCCUGCUGGAGCGCAACGACAUCCGGCAGAUCGGUAUCUGCCUGCCCUCCUGCCCGCUCGGCUACUUCGGCCUGCGCAACCCUGACAUGAACAAGUGCAUCAAAUGCAAGAUCGAGAACUGUGAGUCCUGCUUCAGCCGCAACUUUUGCACAAAAUGUAAGGAGGGUUUGUACUUGCACAAAGGGAGGUGCUACAUCACCUGCCCCGACGGCUAUGCUGCCGCCAACGGGACCAUGGAAUGCAGCAGUCCUGCACAAUGUGAAAUGAGUGAGUGGGGCCCCUGGGGCCCAUGCUCCAAGAAGAGGAAGGUGUGCGGCUUCAAGAAGGGCAACCAGGACCGAACACGGAGGAUCCUGCAGGCACCCGCUGGGGACGUGUCCACGUGUCCUGCCACCACCGAGGUCCGGAGGUGCACGGUGCAGAAAAGCCAGUGCCCUGAGGGGAAAAGGAAGAGAAAGGAAGAGCGGAGCAAGCAAGAUAAGGCAAAUGGGAACAGGAACCAGAAAGACACCAAAGAUGCCAAGUCCGGCCCCAAAAGGAGGAAAGGCAAGCAGAGGGGCACCAUGGUUCCCGUGACGUCGGCUAGCCCGGUCCAAUAGCUGCCCCUUUGCAGGCACGCGAUGGCAAGAUUCGUUGCUGCUAUGUAUAUGAAAGCUUUAUCAAACCAGAGCACUGCGACGCAACACUCCCUGCCAGGCCGACAGAGAUGGACAGACACCCCUACACACCCAUGGAGCAGCCACCCAGACAUGGGACCCACAUGCCCUGCGACUCCCUGCCAUGCACGCAGAUGCAGCACAGGAUUGCAGGGUGCGAACUGCUAAGGGGAGGAAUAAGGGAACCCCCACGGCGUUAGCAGCGGGCACUGGGGCAUGCAGCGUGGAGGGCAGCGGGGCGUGCAUCCACAGGACAGCAUCUCACUGGGCAGUCAGCCGCGCAAGCCCAGGACAGCGCAGCCCCAGUCAGACGGCUCAGACUGGGACUGGCCAGCUACUCCCCUGAGCCCUGGACUCUGGGGUGGCCGGAGGCAGCAGCCUGCCCCUCCCUUCCCUCCUUCCUUUCGUGUUAUGAGCUGUAUGACUUCUUCGUGGAGAAUACAUGUUACACGUCUGUGGUACAAGUCAGCGGCAGCUGCCCUGACACUGCUUCCAAACUUUAUUUCAAAUUAAAAUAGAGGAAAAUAA